AUGAGUAACUUCAACUUCAACAGUGGUGGUGGAGGCUACAACAGUCUCGCUCCUCCACGCAGCAGUAAUAAUAAUACUGGCGAUGAUGGUGAUGAUGAUGAUGGUUAUGAUAACAGAUUACCCCAAAUGCCCCAGCAGACCCAUUCAAUGUACGGGGCUGAUUCACGUAUCCAACAGUAUCAGACCCAAUACCCCGAACCAACAACCACUCAAGAAUCAAUACCUAUGCAAAAUAUCGUCCACCAUAACCAAUCCACCGGGAGACCGUUGCCUCAACAACCUUUCAACAGUUCUUCUGGUUAUUUGAACCCUCAACCAACUUCAUUACACCCAGCAAACUCCAAUACUUCAGGAUACUCUGAUCCGUUCCAGAACUCUAAUCCGUUUGAUGAACCGCAGAGUAGUAAUAUUAAUAAUCAUAAUGACGGUAAUGAUAAUGAUGAUAAUGAUGAUGAUCCACUUAAUCAUGCUUUGAAUAUGAAUGCUUCUUCUUCUGGAUAUACUUCUUCACAAAUCCCUUUGAGUAUGCAAAACACCGCUUAUGAUCAACCAAUGUAUCCUGAUUCCACCGGUUAUAAUAACUCUGCUAAUCUUACUGGUUAUGAUAGCCCUGCCAGUCAUUCUGGGUACGUCUCCAAUAAUAACACUGGGUACAUCUCCAAUAAUAAUAACACUGGCGGAGGAUAUUUAAGUAAUAAUACCGGGGGCGGGUACCAUAGUAAUGCCAGCUUCGCGGUGGUGGGGGACUCAUACAUGGUAAACCCCGUGGCCCCCAGCGUGGCACUUUAUGAUAACCAAAUGAACCCGAUCCGUUUAGGAAUCCCUUCAAACACUGGGGGGUCCACCACCAAUUUAUUUUCCCAAGGGGUGGUGCUAUCACAACACCAUGGGAUGGGGAUUGGACAAAAUGAACAAAACCAAAUCCAAGGACAAUUCGAACAAGUCCAAAACCAUCAAGCCCCAGCCAGUGGGUUCACCGAUGAUCCCCAAUCACAAUACUUGUUGAACCAAUCAAAAUAUGAUGAUAAUGAUAAUGAUGAUGGCUACGGUAACGAUAAUGAAAAUCGUGAAGAUUCCGAUAAUAUCAACGAAGACGCGUUGUUUUUCGGGAAUUUGGCCCUCGAUUGCCCGAUUCCUUCGAAAUUGGCGGCGCAUUACAAAAUCGCUAAAGAUCAAGACCGUCAAGCGGCAGAAUUCAUGAGAAUGAAGUAUACUGCCGUGACUUCGCAACCGGAACGGUUUCUUUUUGAUAAAUUCACCCUCAGACAACAACUUUUCAAGACCCCUAGAGUGCCGUGCGAGAUGAUGAUCGUGGUGACGAUGUACAACGAAGACGACAUUCUUCUUGGAAGAACCCUCAAGGGGAUCUUUGAUAACCUCAAGUACUUGUGUCGUAAAAAGAAAGACUGGGGGCCCGAAGGUUGGAAAAAAGUCGUGGUGGCGGUGGUCAGUGAUGGGAGAACCAAAAUCAAUCCCCGGGCUAGAGCGUUGAUGGCGAGUCUCGGGUGUUAUCAAGAAGGGUUUGCCCAAAGCAAAGUGUUGAAGAAAGACGUGACUUGUCACUUGUACGAACACACCACAUUGGCAAAUAUCCAUUCGGUCACCGAUAAAGUGAACCUCGAUUACGACGAUAUCAUCCCGGUACAAAUGAUCUUUGCGUUGAAGGAGAAGAACCAAAAAAAGAUCAAUUCCCACCGGUGGUGUUUCCAGGCGUUGGCCCCGGCGCUCAAACCAGACGUGAUUGUGUUGUUUGAUGCUGGGACCGAACCGACCCAGAAAUCGAUUUACAAACUUUGGAGGGAAUUCAACCAGAAUAAGAACGUUGGUGGGGCGUGCGGGGAGAUCAAAGCGAUGUUGGGGCCUCGAGGGAAGUUUUUGUACAAUGGGCUUUUCAGCGGGUUGCUUGUGGCCGGGCAGAACUUUGAGUACAAGAUGUCGAACAUCCUCGAUAAGCCUACCGAGUCGGUGUUUGGGUUCAUUUCGGUGUUGCCAGGGGCGUUUUCCGCGUACCGAUUCGAGGCGCUCAAAAACGACGAGAUCACCGGCCAUGGCCCAUUGGAGGCGUAUUUCAAAGGGGAAACGUUGCACAACUCUGAAGAAAAACACGAUCUUUUCGCCAAUAACAUGUACCUUGCCGAAGAUCGGAUCUUGUGUUUUGAGAUCGUCACCAAGAGAAACUCGAACUGGGUGUUACGGUACGUGAACACCGCGGCGGCGGCCACCGACGUUCCCGAUACCCUUCCAGAGUUCAUUUCUCAACGUCGUCGGUGGUUGAACGGGUCAUUUUUCGCGGCGAUUUACUCGGUGGUGCACUUCAAUAAAAUCUACCGGUCGUCGCAUUCGUUGCCGCGUAAAGUUUUUUUGCAAUUGGAGUUUGUUUACAACCUCAUCAAUAUCAUUAUCUCGUGGUUUUCCGUGGGGUCGUUCUUCCUCGUGUUCCGGAUCUUGACGUUAGGGGUGUCGGCGAAAGAUGGGAUCAUGUAUUUUGCCCCGGGCAAAGUGUUGGCGAUCAUUUUACUCUGGCUUUAUAUCGCGUGCACCAUGUCGGUGUUUAUCUUUGCGUUUGGCAAUAAACCCAAAGGCGCAAAAGGAGCGUAUUGGGUGGUGACGAUGGUGUACGCGGUGAUGAUGGGGUACAUGAUAUUCUGUGCCAUUUGGAUGUCGGUGAAAUCGGUGAAGACCAUCAUCAAGGACGCCACGGGGGCGUUAACCGCGAAGGAUUUUGCCGAGAACGCGACGUUCCGAGACUUAGUGAUUUCGAUGUGCUCGACCUACGUGCUUUACAUUGUGUCGUCGGUGAUGUACGGCGAGCCGUGGCAUAUGCUCACGUCGUUCAUCCAAUACUUGUUAUUAUCACCGAUGUACACCAAUAUCUUGAACAUUUAUGCGUUUUGCAACAUCCAUGACAUUUCUUGGGGUACCAAGGGGGACGAUGGCAGUGGCGGAGGGGCCAAAGAGACGAAAAAAACCGAGGAUGGGAAAGGGUUAGUGUUGGAUAUUCCUACCACUUCUCAAGAAGUCGAUGAUUUGUUUGAUAAAGAAGAGGGUUUGAUCAACACGGUUCCGGGACAAGAAUCGGAUGACACCCCUGGUGGUGGUGGUGAUGAUGAUGAUGCUAUUGCUCAGAGGGAAAGAGACCGUAAAAAGAAACUUGCGGAACAAAAAGGAGAUUAUUAUCAGUUCAUUAGAUCGAUGGUGGUGCUUAUUUGGUGUAUUACCAAUGGGGGGCUCAUUGCUCUAGUGUUGAAUAUUGGUGGGGUUCCGACCACCAAGGAGGCAUCGGAUAAAGAUCCAACUGGAGGGACGAAUGCCACGACGUAUUUGACGGUGAUUUUGUGGUUGGUGGCGUCGUUGGCGGGGAUCAGGUUUGUUUUUUCGAUGACAUAUUUGGCGUCAAGAGUGUUUAAGGGGUUUAGAUGA
Molecule: messenger RNA, 3420 nt
Organism: Saccharomycopsis crataegensis
Lineage: Eukaryota; Fungi; Ascomycota; Saccharomycetes; Ascoideales; Saccharomycopsidaceae
Exons: 1
Coding region: 1-3420 (1139 amino acids)
Cellular component (GO): cell periphery; cell septum
Molecular function (GO): chitin synthase activity
Source: RefSeq, a predicted model, not a curated record